AGACCGUGCGACCCGUUAAAAAUAAUAACGCGUCCGCUCCCCUCUCGAGUCCCUUGCCCCACCCAAGUACCCAACUCGAGCGGUGGAGCCUUGCGUGUGUCUAAAAAUAGCGCCCGAAUCGCGGCGGCAGCCACAUCGAGUAAUUUAUCGAGUCAGGUGAGAGGGCGGAGCAGAUCUCGCCGGCCGGGGCCAUGGGUGCUGCCGGCGCGAUCCGGCGGGCGGCGGCGUCGGUGGUCGACAGGGCGUGCGCGGGGACGCGGGGCUUCCGCCGCGCGCUGGCGCGGUUCGCGCCGCGGCCGUCGGCGUUCGGCCCCGCCGCAGACGCGGAGGCCGCGGCGGUGCGCGCCGUGCGGAACCUCCGGACCUUCCGGUUCCACUACGCCGUCCUGCAGUGGGUGCUGCUGCUGGCGUCCCUGGCGCCGCGGCACCGGGCCUCCGUCGUCUUCCUCAUGGCGGCGUCCAAGGGCCUCCUCGUCUACGGCGGCCUCCUCAAGGCGUUCCCCAACUCGGCGCUGCUCCGGAGGCUCCUCGACCGCCGCCUCGUGGCCGCCGUGUUCGUCGCGCUCGUGCUCGCCGACAUCGUCGCCGCGGGCGCCGUCGCCAACCUCCUGGCCGCGCUCGCCGCGGGCGUCCCCGUCAUCGUCCUCCACGCGUCCUUCCGCGUCCGCGACGAUCUCGAGGCGCCCUCGCCGGACGCGGCGGCGGCGGCCGAGAACGGCAAGGAGGACGAGGCGUCGGCGGUCGUCGAGAAGAAGGAGGACGGCGACGUCGAGGCGGGGCCCACGCGGCGGUCCAUGGCGGCGGCACCAAGAUCACCCAAAUGAGGAAUUUACUAGUAAUACGAGCUAGUGAAAACCAUACGUUUUUCGUAGGUUUUUAAUUUAACUACUGGCCCCGUUGUCAUGGAACAUAGGAACAAUUCGUGGUCAAACCUGUCUUCCUGCCUGCUUGUUGAUUCAUACUUUGAGCCUAGGAUUUUUUUUUUGGAGAAGUUCAAUCAGUAGAAUGUAGUGGUAGCUGUGACAGACAUUGAACGUGGAAUUGAGGAUUAAUACUU
This is a messenger RNA of Zea mays, 1057 nucleotides long. Its product is annotated as nucleoside diphosphate kinase1. NCBI's taxonomy places the organism in Eukaryota, Viridiplantae, Streptophyta, Magnoliopsida, Poales, Poaceae. The transcript has a single exon. Bases 192 to 824 code for a protein of 210 amino acids. The record is from RefSeq and is marked validated.